Loa loa (African eye worm) is the source of this 1527-nucleotide messenger RNA. RefSeq lists its product as hypothetical. Gene Ontology annotation, cellular component: mitochondrial small ribosomal subunit. Lineage: Eukaryota; Metazoa; Nematoda; Chromadorea; Rhabditida; Onchocercidae. Bases 1 to 1344 code for a protein of 447 amino acids. The transcript has 9 exons. Gene Ontology annotation, molecular function: structural constituent of ribosome. The record is from RefSeq and is a predicted model, not a curated record.
AUGUUUAAUCGCAGUUGUGGUUCGGUGCUAUUAGGAAUCAGUAGACAGCGCAUAGCUUUUCCUCGUAUUCGGCGAUCCUUCGAUACUUCAAAUGAUGGUAAUGCUGGUUCGCAAACUGAAAGCCUGCAAAGAUCUAAGACAUCCGAUAAAAAUAUAUCAAUUAGGCAAGAAUCAAAAAAUAUGGCCCCCAAGGCAACAACAAAUGAGAAUUUGAAACCAGAAGACAUACGAAAAAAAUUGUUGGAGGUCAAGCGGAAAAAAGAGUGGAAAAAACCGAAACCAAAUGAAGUGGCUACGGAAGAAAUCUUGGCAGCUGUCAAUUCCGUAGUUAAGGACCUUCAUCACAGUGGUAUUUCUGAUAAACGAAAAACGAGAAAUGAACUGAUUGGAAAGUUGAUAGAAUAUGAAAAAGAAAAAUUUGAAGCGGCAACCAGUGCGCAAUACAGUGAAUUGUUAUCCGAUAGAGCUUUCGCCACUUUUCUGGAAAGCCUCAAGGAAGAAAAAAAUAGGCCUCCACCAAGUGCUGUGGAAAAGCGACAAAUGCGCCAAGGCCUAUUACUACUGAAGCGUGAAAUAUUUUAUCAAGCUCUUCAGUCGGGUCACAAAGCAGAGGAUGCUCGUAGAAUUGCGGAACGUGCAGUGAAAAUUGCUGAACAAAAGGUAGUUGGAAAAAACGAAAUUCUAAUGCAAAAUUAUACAGAAAUGCAAAAAAAGAAUAUGUUGGAAGAAAUCGAACAGACUGAAAGAGAAAGUGCUUUUUAUAAUAUUGCACUACAGUUAGCAAGCAAAAUGCUUUAUCCGGAUGAUCUAUCAUCAGAGGAAUCUCAUAUAGCGCUUUCCAACGUUAUUCAUCCUGAUUGUCGCGUAGAGAAUAUAUUCAAGAAUAUCGAUAACAAGUUGAACAUUUUUAAAAUAGCGGAUAUACCAAAAUUGAAAGAUGACUCAAUGAAGCAGUGGUGUGAAUGGGAUAAAAAUGCUGCAGCGAUCUGGAACUCUUCCUUCGGUCCGGCUAAUGCUUUCGAAGAAAUGAUUGAGCUAACAGAGCAGGGGAAGAUGUGGCCUUAUCCAAUCGAUAAUGAAUAUCAGAUUGGUGAAGAAGAAGAUGUCGAUUUUUACGACCACAUAUUUCUGGAUAAAUAUCUCGCCCAGUACAAUUUGCCGGAAGAAGGGCCCGUCACACAGUUCAUGGAACUAGUUUGUGUAGGAUUGUCCAAAAACCCUUAUAUGUCUGUUAAGAAAAAGCAUGCACAUCUUGAUUGGUUUGCGAACUAUUUCAAAGAGAAAGCCGAAGAAAUUAAGCGGAUCCAAGAAAGCGCUGGCGUGUUGGUGGAAGGUUCGAUCUGAAUUUUUAUUUCGUUCUUCCUGAAUAAUUUCGAUUCGAAGUAUAGUUAAACAUUUAAAGAUCCGCUUGUUUUAAGUCCUGGAUAUGUGACACUGUCGACACGGCCCUUUGACUUUUUUCAGAAUUGUUUUUUUUGAUGCGUGAUUUUGUUUUAUUUGGUAUGUAUGCAUUUUUGUAAUGCUGGG